GUGUUCCUUAUUUUGUGAACCGUGUGAAUCAUGUUUGACCUGUUUGUUUGUGAAAUGGGAAUACGUCAUUUCUACUGGCGGUGCUCAUUAUUUCUUAACUACUCUCUUUGAAUUCCAAAGUUCGCAAUUAGAGCUAGGGGGCAAGUCAAAAGGUUCACUUUACAAAUUCAUUUAUAAUGGCCGCCGCAUCAACAAUAGUGUAUGACCCAACAAAACAACUUGAUGUAUGGAUAUGGAUAGUCAACGCAUAUCCCAACUGCCCAACAAGAUGACACUAGACCCCCCCUGUUCGCCUGUUCUUUGUACAACCAAACAAACUCACCCAAAUGUGUAAGAAGAUCCAAUCAAUCUGCAACUCUCUCUGGCUCUCUGUAUGGCCUCCUCCUCCUCCUUUUUCUUCUUGUUAUUCUGUUUCUCAUUUGUGUUCUGUCCAUUCUUUACUCUCGCAGGGCCUCUCUAUAACCAAUUUGUGUAUCCAGACUUCACAGCUUCCAAUUUCCAAUUCAUUGACUACUCUGGUACUUUCUUGCUUUCUCCAAAUGCAAGCUUCAAGGCCUCCAUUUCGAACCCAAACCCACAUGUCAAGCAGUAUUAUUUCGCUGUUGUUCAUGAUCCUUCAAAUACUAUCAUCUGGACUGCCAAUCGAGACCAACCCAUCUCAGAUUCUGACAAACUCUAUCUCACCAGUGAUGGUCUCUCUAUUCAUGAUGAAGCCAACAACAGAACCAUCUGGUCUGCAUCUCAGUUUCGAACCAAGGUUUCAGUUUUGGAGCUUCAAGAGUCUGGGAAUCUGGUGUUACUUGAUUCCAAUAAUGUUUCUGUCUGGGAGAGCUUUGAUCAUCCCACGGACGCUCUAGUCAUGGGACAAAAAUUACUUGUUGGGAAAUCAUUGGAUGGUUCUGUAUCGGGGAGCGACUUGGCGAGAAGUGAUUACAGGCUUAUAGUGACUGAUAAUGAUGUAAUAUUGCAGUGGAAGGGAAUGACUUAUUGGAAGUUGUCAAUGGAUACCAAGGCCUUGAUGAUGUCUUAUUCAGUUGUAUCGUUUUUGGUCAUGAAUGAAACAGGGCUGUACUUGGUUGGCAGUGAUGGAUUCACUGUCGUUCUUAUGGUUAGCAUGGCUAAACCUGAUCAGUCUGGUUUCAGAAUUGCCAAGUUGGGAUCGGAUGCUCGAUUCAGUAUUAGUACCCAUGUGAACCAAAAAUGGGGACAAGAAUUUUCAGGCCCUGUUGAUGAUUGUCAAAUUCCUUUCUUUUGUGGGCGUAUAGGGUUGUGCACGACUGGAACAUGUUCAUGUCCACCUGGUUUUCAUACAAAUUUCCAAUGCGAGCCGACGGAUAGUUCUCUUUCUCUGCCUCCUUCUUGCAAUGCAACCAGAGGUAAAGUUGAUUCUGUGUUUUCUUACUUGAAAUUGGGGGAUGAUAUGGACUACUUUGCCAACAACUUCGUGGACCCAACUAGACAUGGUGUAAAUCUAUCAACUUGUGAAGGUUUGUGCUCGCAGAAUUGUUCUUGCCUGGGAUUUUUCCAUGGAAGUUCUUCCGGUUCUUGCUAUCUACUCCAAUCCCAUAUGGGUUCUAUAAUGUCUAGUUCUACUAAUAAGGAUGAUCGCGCUGGCUACAUUAAGACCAUAGUUGUUUCUUCACCUUCUGAGGACCGAAAAUUUCCGAUAGCAGCUUUGGUGCUAUUGCCUUCAUCUGGGGUUUUCUUGUUCACUAUCAUUAUCAUAGGAUUUCUAUGGUGUAGGAGAAACAGGCUUUCAGGGAGCAGCAUAUUUAAAUUAGGCCGUAAUGAUUCAGCUUCGUCAGAGCUAGAGAUAAUCUCUAUUCCAGGUUUGCCAGUGAGGUUUAACUCUGAAGAGCUUGCCAUGGCAACUGAGAAUUUCAAUACCAAGAUUGGUAGUGGUGGCUUUGGAGUAGUUUAUAAAGGUAUUCUAUCUGACAAAACAGUAGUAGCAGUGAAGAAGAUCACAAGUUUGGGAGUUCAAGGGAAGAAGGAAUUCCUUAGUGAGAUUGCAGUUAUUGGAAACAUUCACCAUGUCAAUCUUGUUAGAUUAAAAGGCUUUUGUGCACAAGGGAAUCAACGGUUUCUUGUCUACGAGUACAUGAACAAGGGCUCACUUGACCGAACAUUGUUUUGUGAUGAAACUGUCUUAGAAUGGCAAGAAAGGUUUGAAAUCGCGCUUGGAACAGCUAGGGGUCUUGCUUACUUGCAUAGUGAAUGUGAACACAAGAUCAUCCAUUGUGAUGUGAAGCCAGAGAACAUUCUCUUGGAUGAUAAAUUGCAGGCGAAAAUCUCAGAUUUUGGGCUUUCGAAGCUGCUAACCCCCGAACAAUCUAGUCUUUUCACAACAAUGAGAGGAACCAGAGGAUAUCUUGCACCAGAGUGGCUAACUAGCUCUACAAUUUCAGACAAGAUAGAUGUGUAUAGUUAUGGAAUGGUACUACUAGAGAUUGUGAGGGGGAGAAAGAACUGCUCAGCACAAACACAUAGCCGUAGCACAGAAAAUGGAGGCAGUGGCACAUCUUCAUCUUCUCCAGGGCCAGAAUCUCGUCCGGAGUAUUUCCCUUUACUUGCUCUGCAAAUGCACGAGCAGAGGAGGUACUUGCAACUGGCAGAUCCAAGGCUAGCGGGGCUUGUGACAAGUGAAGAGGUUGAGAAGCUGGUUCGGAUAGCCUUGUGUUGUGUGCAUGAGGAGCCAAUGUUGAGACCAACUAUGGCUAAUGUUGUUGGCAUGUUAGAAGGUGUGGCGCCUCUGGGAGUGCCACAGAUUAAUUCAUUGAACUUCUUGCGGUUUUAUGGCCGAAGGUUCACCGAGGCAUCUACAAUGGAAGGAGAACAUAAUGAGAUUCUAUUACACCCACAGCCGAGAAGUUCCUCCAGUGGUUCCUACAACUCCUUGUCUUACAUCUCUUCACAACAGGUUUCUGGUCCUAGAUAGUGCUCCAGAGUCCUUGCUUAGCAAAGUGAGCUUCAAAUGUUUUGUCUAAAUUAGAACCAAGUGCUGCUAUAUGUCAAUAGUAUUGCAUAUUCUUUCUGCAACUGUACAUAAUUUUGUAUUGUAGUUCAUAACACGAGUAUUGUAUGAUUUUGCACGAGAAGGGUGAGGGAUAACUACUUAAUUCAGCUUACGGAGAACCCGGAAUGGAGAACUUGUUCCCUUUUCUGUCCCACUCUUUGAUCUUAAGAAUGCUGCUUUUUUCAAUGGCCAUGGGUUCAAAUCCCACGAGCUUUGUGAAUC
This is a messenger RNA of Tripterygium wilfordii, 3238 nucleotides long. Its product is annotated as G-type lectin S-receptor-like serine/threonine-protein kinase At5g35370. Gene Ontology annotation, molecular function: protein serine/threonine kinase activity; ATP binding. The transcript has 2 exons. The record is from RefSeq and is a predicted model, not a curated record. Gene Ontology annotation, biological process: recognition of pollen; protein phosphorylation. NCBI's taxonomy places the organism in Eukaryota, Viridiplantae, Streptophyta, Magnoliopsida, Celastrales, Celastraceae. The coding region runs from base 374 to 2938 and encodes 854 amino acids.